UAGCUCAAACCAGAUGGGACAACGAUUCGCGGAAGUGGGUAAAAGGUGAAACUUGACGAGUAGCCAUCACAUAAGUUUUAAACUAUCGGAAAACUAAACUUUAGAGUUUAAAAGGCAUAGUUAGAGCAUGUUAAAUAACUCAUUUUAAAGUAUUUAGACUAAAUACAUAAAGUAUGUUUAAGAACUGGUCAAGCUGGCUUGGAGCAGAGAAAGAAAGCGGCCAAGUUACAGAAGAGCCUGCUGAUGCUAACGAAGAAAAACGCUUUAGUGAAAUAAACAAACCGAGCGACCAGCAGGGCAGAGAUGCUGGGACAGAUGCUCAGCUUCUCCAAAAAGCAAAAGGUUUCAGUGGUUACAUUUAUAAUUUUGCCAGCAGCGCCUCAAAAAAAUUAUCUGAGUCCGUAGUAGAAACAGCUCAAACCUUAAAGAAGAGCGUGGAGGAGGGGAAGAUCAGUGGAAUUAUUGAUAAGACCAUUUUGGGUGAUUUCCAGAAGGAACAAGAAAGGUUUGUUCAGGAGAAAAGAGCUAAAGAGUAUGGUGCUGCUGUGCCUCUAUGGGUGGGUUAUAAUGAAGAGGAUGCCAUACAGGAACAAAUAUUAGCUCUCUCAGCUGAUAAAAGAAAUUUUUUGCGUGACCCCCCUGCUGGGGUGCAGUUUUACUUUGACUUUGACCAAAUGUAUCCAGUCGCCAUGGUUAUGCUAGAGGAAGACGAGCUCCUGAGGAAGAUGCGCUUCCAUCUGGUCCCCAAACAGGUGAAAGAGGAAGUCUUUUGGAAGAAUUACUUCUACCGCGUGUCUUUGAUAAAACAGUCGGCUCAGCUCACAGCUCUCGCAGCCCAACAGGCGGCUGAGUGGAUUGAUGUGAAGAAAACCUCCUACCCUUGCAAAGAUCCUCAUCAAAAUGAUGCAGUUAAAUCAAAAGCCAGCAGCCUCCAACCAAAAUCAAGUGAGGAUGAAGAAGAACUCUCCACCAGUCUGCAGCUGUCUGAAUUUGUAAGUGAUACUUUUGACUCCUGUGAGAUCAACAAGGACGACCUGUGCAAAGAGAUGCGAGAGCUGGUUCUGGACAAGAGGGAAAACCUAAAUCCAGAGCAGGAGGAGAUGCCAGACUGGGAGAGAGAGCUGCAGGAAGAACUUCGGGAGUACGACGUGUUGGCUGACAGCGAAACCCACGAUGAUAACUGGGACAAGGAGAUCGAAGAGAUGCUGAAGGAGGAGAGUUAGAGUAAUGAGCGACACCUUCAGAGGCGCUUUGGUGAUUUCUUACAUCUUCGGUCUUCCAACAGCUCUCCGUGGAUCCAUGCGCUCCCCAGAUGAAGAGCUGGGAAGUUUGCAUUCAUGCGUGUUUAAUUCAAAAUGUGAAGAAAAAAUGGAUGUUACAAAGACAAUGUGUCUCACAUUAAUAGAAGUUUACAGUAUAUAUUUGUGCUUCAGGGCGGGGCUAAGUUGUGAUUGAUAAGUCAUUAACAAAUGAGCUUACAGCAUUCUUGGGUUUCACAGUCAGAUCCAUUGUACCUCGGUUUUAAAAAGCUGAGACACUAAAGAUAACCAGUUUGGGUCACAUGUGACAUCACAGUGGCUGUGCCCAUUAUUUAUAUGCAGUCUUUCAUCAUACAUAUUAUGUGAGGCUAUGGCAAAAAAACAAGCAACACACUGAAGGAAGAAUACAAGCGCUGCUUCGUUUGCACAGCAGGCUUGUGUGGAAGCUACAUUUCUGGCAGAAAUUAUAUAUUAAACCGGACUAUGAACAGUGAAGAUUCUCUGUAAUUCAUUAAACCAGAGAUUUUAGUUUUGAUCUGGAGAAUUUCAUGAAACCAGUGAAGUAUAACUCUCAAAGUUUAUCCUCGACUGAGCCACCCUUUUUCAUACAUACAAAUGAUUUGUUGGUUUGUCAUGCUUUUUAAAUGCUGUUAAUAAAAUACCUACAGGCUUUGGACUCCAUGUAUUUCACCAAAUUUAUUAAACAGAUGAGUGAACAUGCAGGUUUUUUGAAUGCAUUGUUUAAUGUGAAACCAUGCCGGUCCGAAGCAGUCUUCCUCUUGUUUAUGUUUUUUGGGACUUUUCCCCCCUUAUUUUUGUACAUUAAAGAUGUUUUUCUGCA
This is a messenger RNA of Maylandia zebra (zebra mbuna), 2100 nucleotides long. RefSeq names its product synapse-associated protein 1. Lineage: Eukaryota; Metazoa; Chordata; Actinopteri; Cichliformes; Cichlidae. Gene Ontology annotation, cellular component: synapse; nucleus; Golgi apparatus. The record is from RefSeq and is a predicted model, not a curated record. Gene Ontology annotation, biological process: regulation of short-term neuronal synaptic plasticity; TORC2 signaling.